AUGAAUUAGUAUUUGGCCACCCAUGACUCAAGUCUAAACACUUCUUUGUCAAAAUAAAAGUACUCAUUUCCAAGAGCCAGAAGAGAACCUAUUUAGAAUAAAUCAGCAACUGAUGAAUUAAGUUACAAAUUACCUUAAUCCUUGGGGACUAGGAUGGCUGGAUUCGGAUAUGGAUUCAAACAUGAUUUUUCCAAAGAUGCUAAGCCAGUCCCAGCUCCCAAUAUGUAUGAAUUAUAAUCGUUUGUUGAAAAUAAUAUCGACAAGAAGAAGGGACCAACCUUUGCUUAUAGCAGAGAUUAAAUGAAAGCCCAUGGAAUUUGGGGUUCUUUGAAUUACCUAUCUCCAGGUCCUGGUAGAUAUGCAUCAACAAAUUCCCUUACAGAUUCCAAAUUUACAUUUGGUCUCAAACCAGGAUCUUUAAAAUAGUUUAAUACUCCUGGACCUGGGUCUUAUGAAGCUCUUCAAAUCACAAAUGAAAGAGGAAAUCAAUUCAUUUCAAAAUUCAAAAGCUCUGGUGCUGCCAUCAUAGGCAAAGACUAAGACCGAUUUAAAACUUUAUAGACUUAAAAGAGUUUUCCUGAGCCAGCUAGCUAUGAUAUCUCGAAUACAGGAAUCACAGGAACAGGGUUCUGUCCCAAAAAUGGAUUCAAAUCAUCAGUCUUAAAUUCAUUCCCUAAAGCUACAAGGAAAGGACCUUUCGAUUUAGGAGCCAAGAGUCCUGGCCCAGGAUCUUAUAAAGCUUAUUCAGAAUUUGAAUGA
This is a messenger RNA of Paramecium tetraurelia, 759 nucleotides long. RefSeq lists its product as uncharacterized. The transcript is spliced from 5 exons. Lineage: Eukaryota; Ciliophora; Oligohymenophorea; Peniculida; Parameciidae. The record is from RefSeq and is a predicted model, not a curated record.